Microthlaspi erraticum is the source of this 585-nucleotide messenger RNA. The record is from the annotation of a GenBank genome assembly. Lineage: Eukaryota; Viridiplantae; Streptophyta; Magnoliopsida; Brassicales; Brassicaceae.
AUGGUGAGCUCGUCUCUUUCGAAUAAGAGAUACACUUACGUACACGAACGUGAAAGUGAGGCAGCUAAAGGAGCCAUUGACAUUCACCAUGUGCUCAUCAACGGAAGCAGAGCAACUGGUUACGCCCGUCGUCGAGGACUUGGUUUAUUACUUGUGAUUUUGGCGAUUUCUAUGUACUUUUGCCUUGGAAAGGACAAUCCAGUUAGGACUCUUUCUUGGAGCUGCCUUUUGAUUGGUUUCGUUAUUAUGCUACAAAGUAAGAAGUUUGUGAAGAAAGAAUCUGUUAUAAUCAUGCCAUCCUUCGGGAUCCAACUUGAAACUCAAUAUUUAAGUGGGAAAACUGUCUCCAGGUUUAUUCCAAUUGGCAAAAUAUUGAAGCCAGUGCUGGUCGAAUGUGUGACACCCGUUACAUGUUACUGGAGUCUCUCCUUGUUUCUGCGUGGCGAAGAACAGCUUACAUUAGUGUUCAAGGAACUGCGUCCGCCAUUAAAGAUGUUGGUUCCCAUUUGGAAGGCAUUGUGUAGUGUUCUUGGCACAGACCAAAGUGAAAUGAUAACUGAAGAAGAUCAUGCUGUCUCUGGCUAA